UUUAUUGAUAAGUUCGCGGUCGCACUGAAAGGCAGACGCCACUUUCAAAAAAAUUUACAAAUUCUGAUAGAUAAAAAUUGAAAUCUAAAUACAAUUCAAAUGCACGGCGAUGACAAUGGCCUCCAGACAGACAAUGUGCCUGGAAUUGCGCGAAUCGCAAUUGGCAAAACUGACAAAUAGUUUUGAGGAGAUACGCAUGCGGGCCCUGGAGCAGGUCGAGACGCGCUUCAUUCGCUGCCUGCUGCUUGACGAGAAAAUCAGCGUGAAGCCAGUGUUUAUGCUCAAGCAGUUAAUACGAUGGUUCGGCUGCAAGCCCCUCCUGGCCGCCGACCGUGUGCUGGCCAUUCUGCUGGAAUUGCUGCGCUCCGAGUACGCCGAGGAGGUGGUGAAGAAGAUACCACACGAGCGGCUCUCGGCCGAGUUGGACAAGAUCAAGAAGAUCGUACGGUCCCUGGAGUCCAGGCGAGCCAUGGAGUUGCUGGACGAUUUGCAGCAACUGCUGCCAGAUAUAUAUGACAUCCAUGUGCCCCCCACGCCGUCGCCCUCCUCCAUCAGUCAGACCGUCUCGACGAGUGAGACGGAGUGCAGCUUAAAAGAUCAGCUGGAGUCGAUAUUCCAGCCAGAGGACUUUGAACCGGCCUGGACAGAGCCGUGCAAGGAGGACGAGCUCACCAUGAAGACGAUGAUCGACAUGGAAGAUUCGGAGGCCGAAAUGAACGAAAAGCUCAUCAAUUUAACCAUCAAAAUGGGCGACUAUCCCAGCGAGUAUUUCCUGCAGGCGCCACACAUUUUCUUCAAGCUUGUAAAGAUUCAGCAAAGGGCAGACGCGAAUCAGCUCAAUGCGAAUCGUGUCCUCAUCAAAUAUCUGCUGCAGAUGCAGAGCAGCAUAGAGGUGAGAAGAGCCACACUUGGGUAUUCCUGCAACACCGACCCACCGGCCACGCGCCGUAAACAGCUGCGUGUGGACAGUGCCUUGGGCUUUCUGCUCAGCAGCUGCACCAUACUGUUGGAGCCGGUUCUGCUUCAAUUUACCAAGCAGAAUUGGCUGAUCCUGGAACUGAUUACGGAGGCUGUGCGCACCUACGGCGCUCUGCGUGCUCCCGUCUCAUAUUUAUUCAUAGAGCGACUAUCGGGUCUGAUCAAAAAGGUACAAAAAUUAUGCCACAGUGCAGCAGGCAAAGACGUCGCACAACUUGUGGAUAUGCUAGCGGUGCCCCGCUUGCAUUCGCUGAUCUGCAAUGGCCUGCUGCAUGAUUCCAUUGCGUUGAAUAUAGUCAAUGACAAAUCAAUGAUCGCAAAUCAAGCCAGACUACACCUUCUACCUGUCACGAUGGACAUCGCCUAUCUGAUGUGCAUGCCAGACCGCGAUCUAGCGAUAAAUAGUCAAUUGUGUGCUGUUUCAGCGCCCACAUUGUUGGAUAAGGAGCUGCGCCGGCUCCACUUGGGCUAUAGUAUGCUCAUCACUCAACUGAGGGCGACCAAUAAGACGUCAGCAGAGAACAUAGUCCUAGCACAGUGUUUCAUCUGCCUGGUGCUCGACCAGCUGGGUAGCAAGACGUUCGUGAAGGAGCUCUUUGACGCCGUUGUAAGAUGCAAUCAGCUGUAUGGCAAGAAUCCCAAAUUGCGUAUGCAUGCCGAGAUCUUGAUCGGCAAUCUGAUGAACCUUCCCGACCCAGAGCUGCGUGGCUACUUCUAUAACCUGAUGCGGCAUCACUGUGGCUUGUUCUUUCACGCAGUCGCCCAAAAGAGCGUCUAUCUGAGGGGCUGCACUAAUAUGGAGUUGAUACGUCAGCGUAUCUUUGGACUGCCGCUGGACACAAAGUUGCUGCGUCAAUUUGUUUUGCAGAGCUGGCAAGACGAUGCACCGGAGGAGACCCGAGCGUGGUGCUUGCAGUACCUGGACUUGCUAAUCAACCUGACCAAUACCCUGAAAGCAGACGACUUUCGUGGAAUGUACGAAUUCCUGCAGCCCGUGAUAAUUCCCCUGAUGAUCUGCCGUUCCGUUACGUGCAGUUCCCUGCACAACAAAUUAUGGCAGAUGGCCUGUCCGGACGAAGGAGAUGUGCUGCUUAAGCUGCGCACGAACGUCUGCUAUCUAUUCCAUCCCGAUACCCAGAUAAGAAUAGAGGCAGCGACUCGAAUUGCAUACAUCCUGCAGUACCAGGACAGGCGCGACAAGAAGCAGAAGAUGCCCAAGAAGAGAAUAAGCACUGAUUUCGGUUUGGUUCAACCACCACGGCUGUACCAAAGCAUCUUUCCGACGAGCACCGAUGAACCCUUUCAGGGGGAGCGCAGCUUGGACGCCCUGAUGCGGCUACUGGAGACCAAAGAUCUGAGGCCUGCCAUCAGAAAAUCGACCUUUACUCAGCUAAAUGUUUUGCUGCAGAACUGGAAGGCCUGCGGCUACUUUUUGAAAACAAAAAUGGCCCUAUUGAUGGUUAUGCAGAGUCUACACAUUGCCCUCGAACACAUAACGAGCGCCGAGCAUGUGGACAAUGUACUGCCAGCUCUCGGUGUGCUGAUCAAAAUCCAAUUUUACAACAAGGAGUUUCUGCAGGAGUCGGGGAGAGCCAACGAAAUGUAUCUAAUUAUGACGGAGCUCCUCUUUGAGACGACGCAAUAUCCGGAGUUGCGCGAGAACGUCCUCAUCUGCCUAUUCCAAAUGCUCUGCCACGAACAUAUGACGGCCAGCGAAACGAAACUCGUCUUGAAUGUGGAUUUGAGUUCGCUGAUUAUACCCAUAACCUAUGAACUGGACCUGACUGAACCGCCUUACGCCGUCCGGGAGGGACUGGAGCUGGAGCAUAUGCUUCAGCAGGCCCAUUUCGGUCAAGAUGCCGUAUGGGCUGCCCAGUAUUGGCGCCUAAAGGUGGCGAUUUCCAUAUGCGAUACCCCGGAGAACAUUACGCUGGAAGCCGUCCAGGCACUGGACAUCAGGGAAUCGCUGAAGCUGACUGCUCCGGAUCUAGCCCUGAUCCAAACAUCGCAGGUCGGACCGCAGCUGCGUCGCCAACUCACGGCAGCCAGCAACUGCAGCAGCCACGAGGAACUCAAGGAGAUUGUGGCAAGAAUCCAGACACAUCUGGUGCUGCUGCGCACUGCUGUACCCGAAGAUGCUGGAAUCAGUCUGUGGAACUUGAUGCACCGAUAUCUGCGCGUAGCACCGGCCAACGCAGCCGAUCGAGAGGUGUACAUGUCCGUGUCGGAGCUGUGCCUGAGCUGCAUGCGCUUCUGUGUGCCGCAUGUUUGGAACGGUCUCAAUCAGGCUCUGGAACUGGACCCACACCACAGUUUUCUGCUGCUACUGCACGAUCGCACCAUCGGCCUGGACAUGCUCCAAGCGAUCUGCCAGAUCUUUGUAGCUCUGCUCGGGACCCAGACCAAAAUACCCGCCAACAUGAGCUGGCACGUCAAGUUCUUUAUGCAGCUGAGUGCCGUGGCCAGGACUCACUUUGAGGUGCGUCAGCUGCUGCACGUGCGCUGCCUUCUCACAGUUCUCCAUCAUCUCAGCGAGCGGGACCUGCGGCUCAGCGAGCCCCAGCUGAUGUACUACAUACGACACUUUGUGCAGCUCUCCUCCGACCUGAUGAGCCCCACACAGACUGGAUCUCAGUGGCAGCGAGACUGUUUGCACAUUGCAUGCCAUCUGCACACACGGUGCAUGCCAACGGUGACUCCCACAACGGUUGCCACAGCCAACGACAAGGGCCACAUAGCCAACAAGAUAAUUGCGUAUCUGGUGGGACUGUGCGGGCACAGUGACGGACAAGUGCGCUCGCUGGCUUGGGUAUCGAUGGCCAAUGCGAUAUCCAAUAGUGGGCCCAGCGUGAACAAGGUCUUGGCGCCCAUGGACCAUCCGCCUGGUGGACUGAUUGAAUGCUGUCUGUCAACCAUGCUGCAUGUAGAGGAAAUAAUGCUGGUCAAAGAAAUGGCUGGCCGCCUGUUCGUAAUGCUGAUGCCGCAAAAGGAUACGGAGGAGAUCAUCGAAAUUCUGCGGCGUCAUGACUUCCUGGAAGAGGCGUAUUUCGCUUUGGGCUCACUGCAUGAUACACCCUUGCUGCAGAUGGACACACACGGAGAGCAGAGCUCCUGUGGACUGAUCGGCUGUUACAUAGCCAUCUGCUCGCUUCUGGUGACCCACAAGCCGUCUUGGUGCGCCCAGCUCUGUGGGCACAGAUUCAUGAACUGCCUCAGCGAUGUGAUUAAGACCUCCCUGCCAUCAAAGCCGUACAUGGAGGACUUCCUGGAGCUGUGCGCUGCCAUCAGUGAGCUCUACGCUCUGUGCUAUUCCACGAACUUUGAGUUCUUGCAGCGCAGCAUUUGUCGUGACUCCGCCCUGCUGCAGAGCUUCCUCACGCUGCUCAAUACUGCUAUAAAGGACACCAAAGAGCCCCAACGCUACUUGACGCGGUUCAUUAAGCUAUUUCUGGUUUUCUGCAAGGACACCAACGCAUAUGAGUUUUUGUUCGGGCAGCUCAACACUCACACCAAUGUGUUCAUCGAGAUCUUUCUGUAUGCCACGAAUCUGAAGCAAAUGGGAACACCUAUGCAGCGGCACACUCUCUCGGCUCUGACCAUGGUCUGCCUCAAGGCUCAAAAUGCACCUGAGAAUCUCAAUUUUGUGAAGAAAAUGGACAACUUCAACUUAAUGAUCAGUAUUAAUGCCAAAGAGGAUAUGGGUAAGAACGAGGAGAACAAUAUGAAUGCAUUGAAUAGCCAACAGAAGCCGAUGUCGAGUCGAGCUGAUGGCUCAAAUGUAGCCAGUUCUGUGGCGAUCCUCGUUCAGAAGUUGUACCGUCUCUUUGAUCAUUACUUCCCAGCCAAGACAUUCAACUUUUUGCAGCCUCCCGGAACGGGUCAUGUGCAGAUCGGUGAGGCGCUCGGUGCAUUGCUGAAGGUCUCGCCCAGUGCCAUUAAGGCCGCUCAGAAGCUUAAGCUGCUGGAUCGGGUUUUGGGCCUGCUCGACACCUUUGUCAGCGACGUGGACAUUGGCAACGCCAGCACUUAUGUGAAGCGUGUGGGCGCCCACAAGUCGCGUGAUAUACUGAACAAUCUUUUGGUGCUGCUCAACAUGCUGGUGCGGUGGCACAGCUCGCCUCAGUCUGCGAUCAACGAUGCCGCGGUGGCAGCCACAUUUGUGCGUCUGCAGAUCCGCAUUUGGCCCUGGCUAUCGCACUCUGCGCACCUCAAAUGUCUUUGCGUGCAGCUGGCCAUGUUCCUCACCGAGCACUCGCUCGAAAUGUGCAGGCACAGCUCCGUGGUGCUGUCCGGACAAUCCACAUCGCUGCUCCAGCUGAUGGUGCGGGUGGCUGACUACGAGACCACCAGGAAGGAGACCCCCAACACUGUGCCCCAUCAGUGUCUGGUGCCUGCCUUGCGUGUGAUGAUCAACUGCUGUGCCUGCGGCGAGGCUCGUCUCAGUCUCUCCAAGAUGCAUGUGCUGGACAUUUUUGACACGAUUCUGCCCGCCACCGUAAGCGCUGCGCAUGCCUCCAAGGUCAGUCCUGCAGCUCUGAUCGCCUGGCUUGGCUUCUGGGAGGUCUACUCGCGCUAUGAUGUUGGUUCCAAGAUCUGCCACUUGCAUGGUCUCAUCACUGCCAUCCAGCGCAUGCCACCGCUCAGCCAGGGCCGGAUUCUCUGCCUUCGCAUCCUACGCAACAUGAGCUUCUCGCAGGGAAAUCGCCUGUCACUGGUGGGCAACGCUGACUUUAUGUCUAUGCUGAGCGCCGUUGUCUCCCAACCAGUGAAAGAUGUGGGCGGCGACGGGGACGGUGACGGCAGCCUAGAAUCCUAUGAAGAGCACAGCUUGGUGGUGCUGAUUCUGUGGAAGCUCUACUGCUUCGUAGCCAAGUACCAGGCCAUUCUGCGCGGCACCAAAUUGAUGAAGAAGCUGUCCGGCCUCCAAGAGAGACUGAGCGUCGUUAAAGAUGAGCGUCCCGAAUUGUUUCAACAGCUCUCCCACGCACCAGAGCUCGAGGAAUUGUUGGGAAAAGUAAUUGACUGUAUGGAGAAGUAGCCCGGGGAAUGUCCAACCAGUAACUGGAUAAAGUACAAAACCCAUGACAUGUUAUCUGCAUUUUAAGUUUCAUAAAUAAGAAAAACAUAUUUGCCAU
Drosophila obscura is the source of this 6113-nucleotide messenger RNA. RefSeq lists its product as uncharacterized. Gene Ontology annotation, cellular component: centriole; ciliary basal body; centrosome. The transcript has 3 exons. Gene Ontology annotation, biological process: ciliary basal body organization; centriole-centriole cohesion; centriole replication. NCBI's taxonomy places the organism in Eukaryota, Metazoa, Arthropoda, Insecta, Diptera, Drosophilidae. The coding region runs from base 110 to 6016 and encodes 1968 amino acids. The record is from RefSeq and is a predicted model, not a curated record.